This is a messenger RNA of Phyllopteryx taeniolatus (common seadragon), 3568 nucleotides long. It is a transcript of the gene prkar1b, whose product is annotated as protein kinase, cAMP-dependent, regulatory, type I, beta. The record is from RefSeq and is a predicted model, not a curated record. Gene Ontology annotation, biological process: regulation of protein phosphorylation. Gene Ontology annotation, cellular component: cAMP-dependent protein kinase complex. The transcript has 13 exons. Lineage: Eukaryota; Metazoa; Chordata; Actinopteri; Syngnathiformes; Syngnathidae. The coding region runs from base 962 to 2170 and encodes 402 amino acids. Gene Ontology annotation, molecular function: cAMP-dependent protein kinase regulator activity.
AGGUCAAACAAAUGGGGAACGUAUUCAGACUUACCAGAGUUCGUCUUGAUACUAGGGCACGACCGAUAUGGAGUUUUUUUGAGGCCGAUUCCGAUAUUUGGCAGAAAAAACAAUCGGGUGAAUCGGUUGGGCCCUACUUGAUACCGCCACUCUCGAGUCGCAAUUAUAGAAACCAUCUAUACUCAGUUUUGGGAAAUGUUGUUAGUUACAAUUAAGUUCAAUAAAUAUAUAUAAAUUGUACAUUUGCUGUGGUCAAAUUCUACUGUUGAAGCCUUUUUGUAGUUUGCCAGUUUUUGUUUAGAAUGUGGCAGCAAGGUGAACGACCGGUUACCACAGCUGCCUCACAGCUCUUGAGGACCGAGGUUCAAAUCCCGGCCCCGCCUGUGUGGAGUUUGCAUGUUCUCCCCGUGCCUGCGUGGGGGUUUUCUCCGGGCACUCCGGUUUUCCUCCCACAUCCCAAAAACAUCCAUGGGUCCGGAGGGGGCAACUUACCGACACCGCUGGAGCCAGCUUGACCUCCACCCCGUGCUGCGUUCAAGCCCACGCGCGCAUCUGACACUCCGAGCACACCGCCAGAAACUAAUAAGUGACGACAUGAUGAAAAUGAAUCCGCCGGCAGCGAGGACGGCGUCGGUCUGCAGGCACGCCAGGCAAAAACAGAGAGUGGGCGCUUUAUCACCUUUGCGACAAAAUCUUUGAAGAGGCUGACAGGCGCAGUGCGCCGUUGGGGCUGAGAUGCCCUGGUGACGUCAUCGGCAUUGACGCAGAUCACAGCAGCAGCAGCAGCAGCAGCAGCAGCAUCAACAACAACAGCAGCUUCCGAGCUAGCAGCAUCCGAGCUAGCAGCAGCAGCAGCGGCACCUCGCCUGCCGCCCGGCCCACCUGCACCUGCAACACUCUUACAACCGAGCAUCCUUCCCGUUUUUUUUUUUUGCAAUUAACGGUAGGAACAGCAGCGACAAUGUCCGUGUUUGUGGACACACAACGACGCCGGCCUUCCUUAUUUGAGAUAAAAGAUAAGAUGGCCACCUCCUCCUCCUCCUCCACUCUGGACGAAGACGAGAGUUUGAAGGGCUGUGAAAUUUUUGUGCAGAAGCACAACAUCCAGCAGAUCCUCAAAGAGUGCAUUGUCAACCUGUGCAUCGCUAAGCCCGAGCGUCCUAUGAAGUUCCUGCGGGAGCAUUUUGAAAAGCUGGAGAAGGAAGAAUGCAAGCAGAUCAUGGCACGGCAGAAGUCUAACAGCCAGUCGGACUCGCACGACGACGAGGUCUCUCCCCCGCCGCCGAACCCGGUCGUCAAGGCCCGCCGCCGCCGCGGAGGGGUGAGCGCCGAGGUCUACACCGAAGAGGAUGCCGUCAGCUACGUGCGCAAGGUGAUCCCAAAGGACUACAAGACCAUGACCGCCUUGGCCAAGGCAAUCUCCAAGAAUGUUCUGUUUGCUCACCUGGAUGACAAUGAGAGAAGCGACAUAUUCGACGCCAUGUUCCCCGUCACACACAUCGCUGGGGAAACAGUGAUCCAGCAAGGCGAUGAAGGGGACAACUUUUACGUGAUUGACCAGGGCGAAGUGGACGUAUAUGUGAAUGGGGAAUGGGUGACCAACAUUGGCGAGGGUGGCAGUUUCGGUGAGCUGGCCCUGAUCUACGGAACUCCCAGAGCCGCGACGGUGAAGGCCAAGACUGAUCUUAAACUGUGGGGGAUCGACCGGGACAGCUACCGUCGCAUCCUCAUGGGCAGCACUCUGAGGAAGCGAAAGAUGUAUGAAGAGUUCCUCAGCAAGGUGUCCAUCCUUGAGUCUUUGGAUAAAUGGGAGCGUCUGACUGUGGCCGACGCCCUGGAGCCGGUCCAGUUCGAGGAUGGCGAGAAGAUCGUGGUACAAGGAGAGCCCGGCGACGACUUCUUCAUCAUCACGGAGGGAAUUGCCUCUGUUCUGCAGCGCAGGUCCGACAAUGAGGAGUACGUGGAGGUCGGCCGACUCGGGCCCUCCGACUAUUUUGGCGAGAUCGCUCUGCUGUUGAACCGCCCGCGGGCGGCCACGGUGGUGGCCCGCGGCCACCUCAAGUGCGUGAAGCUAGACCGUCCCCGCUUCGAGCGCGUGCUGGGCCCCUGCUCCGAGAUCCUCAAGAGGAACAUCCAGAGAUACAACAGCUUCAUAUCACUCACCGUCUGACACAUUUCCCCCCCCCUCAAAAAAAAUAAAAUAAAGUGUAACUUGCGGGCACGCGCCGCACCUAAUAAGUCGGGGGCCUGUGGGCGGGUGGGACAGUCGCGAGGGGUCUCGGAGCCCAGGAUGCGGGUUUUACAUUUCCAAUGACAGUUUGCUCAUUACCUGAUUAGAUUUUUUUCCUCUUCUUCAUUUUUUUUUUUUUUUUUUUUUUUGCUCUUGUGCACUUUGCCUUGUGCUGUCGCGUACCUUUAUGUAAAAAAACAAAACACAACAACAACAACAUGGAGUGUCCAUUGUGUCUUGUGUACGACGUGUGUCCCUCAAGUGACAAUUUGCACUUUUCAUGCGAUUAAGACUGAUUCAUCCAAGCAGGGCGAAAUAAGAAAAUGUUUUCAUGCAGCGGGACGAUGUGAGUUCCAUUUAUUUGGUUUUUUUUUGUUUUGUUUUUUUUUUGGGUCGUUUUGCAUUUUUUUCUUUUUUGAGGUGGUGGUCGAGACAACUAGACUAUUUAAGUGUGCUGUUACUGUGUUAAGAUUUUAUUUAUGCGUGGCAGAAAUGUUCUUUUAAAAAACACACAAUAUUCUCAAUAUAAAAUACAAACCAUAUUGUUUACUGUGAGUAUAAAAGGUCUACACACCCCUGUUCACUUGUCAGGUAUUUAUGAUGUAAAAAAAAAUAAAAGCAAGACAAAUUAUUUAAAAACUUUCUACCACCAUUCAUGUGACCUAUAACUUGUAAUAAUUUAAUUGAAAAGUAAGUCAGCAAGUAAAAACACAGUGAGAAUUUGGUUGCAGAAGUGUGCACACCCUCUUAACUGGGAUGUGGCUGUGUUAAGAAUGAACCGGUCACAUUCAAACUCAUGUUAAAUGGAGGCCAGCAAACAACUGCCCCCUUUUAAAGUGUCUCUGGUUUACCCCAAAUAAAGUUCAGUUGUUUUAGGAGGCUUUCCUGCCUUUUUGUUGUUAUUGUUGUUUUUCACCUUCUUGCAUGAAAAUGAAGCACGUACAUGUUAAAGGUCACGUUAAUUGUGGAAAAAAGUUUUGUACUGAUAUAUAUUAGUCUUUUAUUUUUUUAAUCACACAAAAAAAACAACUGCACUUGAACAGGGGUGUGUAGACUUUUUCUAGCCACUGUAUACACGCACACUGUCUCAGGAUUUUCAACAAGCUUGUUAUUGUUCUUGUUGGCUGAAAGCUUUUGCACCAUUUUGCUAAUGUAGAGGAAACACAGCAGUUUUAACGGACACACUCUAUGUUCCAAAUUUAAAAAAAAGAAUUUUAACUAAUGUAAACAUCUGUCCCAUCCUAAUGCAAUGAUGUGAUAUGAUGGAUGGAUUUUCUGUACCUAUUUCUUUCAACAAUCAAUGUAUCCUAAACAAAUAAAGAGAAAGUCUUAAAAAGA